UUUCCCUAUAAAUAGCUAGAUAUAGUUAUAAGCAAAUCAAUAGAGUGUGCAAACAUUCACAAUCCCCUCAAAGUUCCCCUAAGUUUAAUAAAAAUGGCAAGGUCCUCUUUACUUGGCAAAAGCCCUUCUACACUUUCAAUAAUUCUAUUCCUUGGGUUGCUUCUGGCUAGCCUAGACACAACAGGUGCUCAAAUUGGUGUUUGCUAUGGAAUGCUUGGUAACCUGCCACCACCAGCAGAAGUUGUAGGUCUCUACAACCAGAAUGGCAUCCGCAGAAUGAGACUCUACGACCCAAAUCAAAAUGCUCUCCAAGCCAUUGGAGGCUCUAAUAUAGAGCUCAUACUUGGCCUUCCAAAUGAUAACCUUCAGAGGAUUUCUUCCAAUCAAGCUGAAGCAAAUACUUGGGUGCAAAAUAACAUAAAAAGCCAUGGAAAUGUCAAAUUUCGUUACAUUGCAGUUGGAAAUGAGAUUCAUCCCUCAAGUCCAGAAGCACCUUUUCUGGUCCCUGCCAUGAGAAAUAUUAAAAAUGCACUCAAUUCUGCUGGUCUUGGAAAUAUUAAAGUUUCCACUGCUAUUGAUACUACAGGCCUUGCUGCAGACGCCUUCCCUCCUUCUAAAGGCUCUUUCAAGCAAGAAUAUCGACCAAUUAUUGAUCCUGUGAUCGAAUUUCUAGUGAACAACCAAUCCCCAUUGCUCCUCAACUUGUAUCCAUACUUCAGUUAUAGAGAUGCUCGGGGACAAAUUCCUCUUGAUUAUUCUCUUUUCACAGCUUCAUCACCAGUAGUCUCUGAUCCAGAUGUUGGACGUAAUUACCAAAACCUUUUUGAUGCCAUGCUUGAUACUGUUUAUGCCGCCUUGGAGAAGGCUCGUGGAGGUUCUCUGGAAAUUGUGGUAUCGGAAAGCGGAUGGCCUACUGCUGGAGAUUUUGGAACAUCAGUUGAAAAUGCAAGAACUUACAAUAACAACUUGAUUCAACAUGUGAAAAAAGGGACUCCAAAGAAGCCAGGAAAACCCAUAGAAACUUACAUUUUCUCCAUGUUUGAUGAAAGUAACAAAAGCCCUGAGUUAGAGAAACACUGGGGACUCUUUUCUCCAGACAAAAAUCCUAAAUAUCCAGUCAAUUUCAAUUAAAAUAGUGCCUUCUAAGGGCAAUCUUAUGUAUUACUAAAUAACCCCUAAUUUAAAAGAUGGGGGCAAAGCAAUAAAAUUUCAUAGUGUAGUUCUACAAA
Messenger RNA from Hevea brasiliensis (rubber tree), 1229 nucleotides. Its product is annotated as glucan endo-1,3-beta-glucosidase, basic isoform. The transcript has 2 exons. Gene Ontology annotation, biological process: carbohydrate metabolic process. The record is from RefSeq and is a predicted model, not a curated record. Bases 94 to 1131 code for a protein of 345 amino acids. Gene Ontology annotation, cellular component: plasma membrane; cell wall. Gene Ontology annotation, molecular function: hydrolase activity, hydrolyzing O-glycosyl compounds. NCBI's taxonomy places the organism in Eukaryota, Viridiplantae, Streptophyta, Magnoliopsida, Malpighiales, Euphorbiaceae.